Molecule: messenger RNA, 1242 nt
Organism: Symbiodinium natans
Lineage: Eukaryota; Dinophyceae; Suessiales; Symbiodiniaceae
Source: the annotation of a GenBank genome assembly
AUGCGUCGGAUCUACCCGCAGAUCCUGCAAGCAGAGCAAGCGAUCCAGGAACUUCGCUCGGAGCUCGCCCAGAACGAAGUAACCUCGCGGGACCAGCACGUGGAGCUCAAUGAUGCAAGCGACCAGAUUCAGUCGCUGCGGAACUCACUGGGGGCCGUGGAGCGUCAGAAGGCAGUCCGUCGCCAGUCCAUCUCGAUCUCCAGGCACAAGACCCAGGAGCUCCAGGAAAGAAUCGUGGCCUCGAACCGCGAUGAGGAAAGCUUGGCAUCGGAGCUUGGUGUGUAUCUUGAGGAAGGCGUCCGUGAAAGUGCGCUGCUCGAGGAGGCUGCAGCCAAACGGACAGCCAUCCUGUCCCAGGUGCAUCGCACGGAGGAGACCAUUCAAGACACGGCCAGCCGGGGCUCGGGUGCUGAGGAGAGUUGCUCCGGGAUCCAGUUCUCGCUGAAAAAAUUCACGCGCGAGGCAGAUAACCUGCAGAACGAGUUGGCAAGCGCCAACUACCACAGCACGCGGCAGCGGCGCUUCAUGGCGGAGGAGGAGUCGGAGGCCUCCUGGCAGUACGACAACACCUGCGAGGCACACGAGGCCAACGCUCAAGGGCACCAGCGGGUGGACGCACUGGAGGACUGCCGCCGGCGGCUCAUAGCACGGCUCCAGGAACUUGAGGAUGCCGAGCAGGAGGGCGACGAGCUGGUGGUGAAGCUGAGUCAGGCGCAUGACGUGGGGGUUGUUCUCUCCACAGCCUUGGGUGAUCUCCAUCAGCUUGUGGCGGAUCGCAAUGGGGUCCUCGAGGAAGUGUGUGGGGAGCACAGCGACUUGCGGAGAAAGCUGCAGGAGUCGGAGCAGCAGUCGCAGCUGGCCCAGGAUGAAGCAAACGAGCUGGCGAGCGCCCGGGAUGAGACGCACGCGCGCGAGCGCCAGGCGCACGAGGAGCUGCGGACGGCGGAGGUGCGCAUGCAAGAUGCCGAAGGAGCCAUGGAGAGGGAUCACAAGGAGGCAGAGACUCAGUUGCUGGAGGCCAGCCGUCGUCGGGCCACCUUGCACGAUCAGGUUGGGCAGCUCCAUGAGCAUCUCACCAAUAACCUGCAGCAGCGCAUGGAGGGGCUGGAGGAGGAAAACAAGCAUCUACAAAGCAAAAUCUCCUUUUUGGAGGAGGACUGCGCCAAGAUCUCUGCCGAGAACGCAGACAUGGAGCAGUUGAUUGAGAAAGUCAAGAAGAAGCCGAAUUGUGUAAUAUCAUAA